AUGUCCGAAGUAAAGGUUACAACUGAUAUUAUCACAUUGACAAGACAUGUUCUUGAUGAACAACAUAAACACAAAGAUACAGGUGGCGAUUUGACCACAUUGUUAAAUGCAAUUCAACUUGGUUGUAGAUUUGUAGCUACUAAUGUUAGAAAAGCUAGACUUUGA
This is a messenger RNA of Entrophospora candida, 165 nucleotides long. The record is from the annotation of a GenBank genome assembly. NCBI's taxonomy places the organism in Eukaryota, Fungi, Glomeromycota, Glomeromycetes, Entrophosporales, Entrophosporaceae.